AUGUGCGGACGUGCUAACGAUUACAUCAAGCAGGUUUUCAGCUUCUUGGCUUUUUCUACCCAAUCAUUUCCUCUCUAUCUCUCAUUAUCGCGCCUCACCUUCUCUCUCUCUCUCCCUCUCUAUCUAUCUAUCUAUCUAUCUAUCUAUCUAUCUAUCUAUCUCUUUCUUUUCUCACUUCAUAUUUCUGUUAUUUUAAACACUUCUUUUGCCGUUUCUCAAUCUUGCUGUCUCUUGCUAUUCUUUUCGUUUAGUUUUUAUUGUCUCUCUUCUUUUUUGCUCAAUGCUCUUAUAUAUCUCUCUCAUUCUGAUCAGAUCUAUCUAUCGAUUUCAUACUGGGCAGAUGUAACUCAUACAGAUCAGAGCUAUCUAUCGACUUCAUACUGGUCAGAUCUAUCUAUCUAUCUAUCUAUCUAUCUAUCUAUCUAUCUAUCUAUCUAUCAUGCUGCAACAGAAUUUGUUUAUAUUUUAUAUUCAUAA
Messenger RNA from Acanthosepion pharaonis, 477 nucleotides. Lineage: Eukaryota; Metazoa; Mollusca; Cephalopoda; Sepiida; Sepiidae. The record is from the annotation of a GenBank genome assembly.